CUGACGAAUAUAAUGUCCUAAAGCGCAGACACGACAUCUCUCUUUCUCUGUUUUCUGAUACAUUAUUCAAAUUCAACUUCAACAAUUUAUUUCGACAGUAACGGUAGUAAUUGUCAGCUGUCAUUUUAAGAUUAAAUCAAAACAAUUGGAUAACAAUGAUGGAUAACAAUGAGGCAGUAUCACUUUCAUACAAUGAUUCAAUUUCUGCUGCAACUGGUGUCAUAAAGUGUCAGAAUGGGAACGUGUCUGUUGAAGAGAGCUUGUUGCUUCGACACUUGCAAAGAAGCAUAUCGGAAACAACAGAAGAGAAUGUUACAUUUACAAAGGAGAUUACUAGUUUGUUAUCCAAAUUACAUCUUGAAGUUGAGAUGCUGCCAAAUGAUGUGAAAGAAGGUUUGGAGAAAUUGUCUUUGAUUUUAAAUGCCGAGAAGUUAUUUGAAUUUGAUGAAACUGCGCUACGUGUAAUUAGAGAACGUAAGAUUAUAGAGGAAAAAAGGCGACAACGAGACGAGAAACGAAUGUCAGUGAUAUAUGAUAAAUUACUUAGAAGUUCUAUGAGAUUACAGACAAAGCUCGAUCAUCUGCAAGAUGCAGUUGAUUCUCUCCAGAAUACUAUUGACACUACAGAGAAGGAUAAAGACACUUUAUACUGUAACAAGGUUCUAUUAUCUACAAAAUUGAAAGAAUAUCAACAAGCUGUGGAGAAAUUAGAAACAGAUUUAAAUGAUAUGCAGAUUGAUGAACUUUAUCCCGAGAAGAUAUUAAAUAAAUAUAAAUUAUACUUAGAAAGCACAAGCAAAUUGGCAGAUGUUAAUCAAUCACUUGCUCAAUACGAUGAGUUACCGCCUAAUUUAUUACAAGCUAAAUUAUUAUUAGAAAACAAAAGGAAAGAGUAUAAAAACUUAGAACAACUGUUUUUAGAAAAGACUCAAUGAUU
This is a messenger RNA of Cataglyphis hispanica, 937 nucleotides long. RefSeq names its product hyaluronan mediated motility receptor-like. The transcript has 2 exons. Lineage: Eukaryota; Metazoa; Arthropoda; Insecta; Hymenoptera; Formicidae. The record is from RefSeq and is a predicted model, not a curated record. Bases 156 to 935 code for a protein of 259 amino acids.